GCUACUGAAAAUUUCUGUCAGAAAUGGAAUCUCACCCAGACGAUAGAACUCCACAGGAAAUCGCACUAAAUAAUCCGAUUAUUUUGAUGGAAAUAUUAAAGCAGUCCGACGUCCAGUUGAAAAAUUGUCGACUAGUUUGCCACUUUUGGAACGACAUCAUUCUCGCCCUUCCAAAUACAAGACUUGGAUUAAAACUCGAUUACAAAUUAGACUGGAAGAAAGGCCCAUUUUCCUUUCUCGGGUUAUGUUUCUCAUUAGAUGACCGACUCACGAAACGGAUCAGCGUCACGGGCACAAGUCACGCUAAAGUGGCAGACUUCGGCUUCGGCAGACUGACCCACUUUUGCGACAAAUUUAGCGACAUCGUGCAAAUUAUGGAGCUUUCCAUCGAAGACGAAGACUGCUUAAAAUACAUCCACCAAGUCUUAACAAAUUGCUGUCCGAAUUUGAGAAUUCCUACAAAAUUUUUCUGGAACCGCUCCCACCAAAACUAAAGUUGAAAUCUUUUGUACUCAAAUCCAAACUGAAGUCACCGGUUCGUUCCCUUACCAGUUUUGCUCAGGUCGUUCUCAACGCCUCGCCAAAUUUAAGCGAGGUCACAAUUCCAUGGGGAAGCUACCCGAAUUUUGAAAAUUUGAAAUUUCUCGACUC
Molecule: messenger RNA, 651 nt
Organism: Folsomia candida
Lineage: Eukaryota; Metazoa; Arthropoda; Collembola; Entomobryomorpha; Isotomidae
Exons: 2
Coding region: 24-494 (156 amino acids)
Source: RefSeq, a predicted model, not a curated record